Durio zibethinus is the source of this 1673-nucleotide messenger RNA. RefSeq lists its product as uncharacterized. The record is from RefSeq and is a predicted model, not a curated record. NCBI's taxonomy places the organism in Eukaryota, Viridiplantae, Streptophyta, Magnoliopsida, Malvales, Malvaceae.
CUCAACUCCACCAACCAAGUCGUAAUUGCAAUCUUUCAUUUUCCACCAACAGAAAAAGGCCCGUCUUAUAUACACCCUUUCAGCUGUCCCUCACGGGCAGCAUCAAAUCAAAGUUACCCAUCUUUUCCCUUAUUCCCCAACUCCAACUUUCAAAUUCAAAACCUUCGCUUCUCUCCUAAACUUUUUUCACUUCUUGGGGUCGUUUCGUUAGGAAAGAGAGAGAAAACCAACUAAUUAUAAAUACAUAUAUAAUAUACCCCCACCAAUCACUAGUGAUUGGAAAUAACUCGUAAGGCACAAAGCCGGCUGUUCUACAUAGCCAAACUAGAACAGUAGAACUAGAACGGCAGAACCCCAAAACCAAAACACUAUUUUCCAUGUUUUAUUUCUUUGCUUCUUCCAUCGUUUAGACCGAAACCGAAACAUUCCACAUGUUUAACCAUUGAAAGCCAUAAUUAUCAUAUUCUUUACAAGCUCCAACUGUCAGUUACAUUAAGAAAAAAAGUAAUGAAGAACGCUACCGGAAACAAUUUCUUGCUCUGUUUUAGACCCGUUGUUGAUAUGGACUUAAUGCUCGAGUCCAAACCAGUUGUGGUUGAUCGUUCCCAAAAUCAUCAGGCAUUAACGUACUUUGGCUUUAAAAACAAGGAUGAUAUGAAGCCUUCAACGCCUAAUUCCUCUGUUUCUAAUACAGAAAAUUCAAUCAUGAUUCAUCGUUCUGGAAAGAAAACAUUUUCCCAAGUUAUCAAAGCUGUUGUCUUCGAGAUCUCAUUGGCAAAUAGAGUUCGAGACCGAAAAGGUAUUGAUCAAGGAUCAUAUUCAUCAAAGCACAAUUUCCCAUUAAACAGCCGUGCUAAGUUGUUGGAUGCAAGUGUUGGUAAAUCAGUAAACAAGGCUUUGGCUGGGAAAGGAACUCAAAAAACUAUUUCCGAGUCCAACUCAGUCUCGUCAAUGUCAUCUUGUUCAUCAUCUUCCCCAAAUUCUACGCCAAAACCACAGAGGCAACAGAUGCAAAACAACAACAAUACUUACAUCAACCAUGAUGAACGUGAAACGAAGCCAAAGCAAGAUCGAAUAGAUAAUGGUUCAAGUUCGAACAGUGCCAUAUUUUUGCCUCUCAUUAGUCUGGCAGUGACAAUCUUUUGGGGAAAAUUUUGUGCAAUUCUUUUCACAUCAAUUUCGCUAUACAUUAUCCCUCAUCAACAACCUGAAGGAGUUAUUGAAAGCCUGGAAAAUAUUAAAAGAAGCCCGGAAAAGAAUUCUAGAGAUUACAAAAAGGUGGUCAUAAUGGAAUGGCUACUUGGAAGGAACUACAACAGAGCGGCAUUAAAUUUUUGACGUGAAAAUUUCCUUUUUUUCGUGUAUGAUUCAAUAGUCUCUCAGGUUUAUUUCAUUAUUUCUGGGAUGCAAGUUUUAGUUGUACAUUAAAGUUCAAGUUAAUUGAGAGUGAUAUACCGUCGAUGUAUCAAAUAUCAUCUCUUAAAGUUCAAACGCAAAAGACAAAAUAUGCACGCAUCAGUUUCUUGUGCAGUAAUUGUAUUUUUUUUUUUUUAAUUUGGGUGGAGAUUUCGGAACGUUCAUUGUUACUUAAAUUCUUUCAUUCCACUUCCCCUGUUCUUAUUCGUUUUCUUUCCCUUUAUUUUUUCUUACAAAAGAUUUUAUUAGAUUUUCAA